CCCAGAAAAUCAAUACGAAAUUCAAAAUGUCAAAAUAAAAUUGACAAAAAUAUUUGGGUUGUGCGUGUUUGACGUCGUAUUUUCAACAGUUUGUUGUAUUCGGAGUUCUUGGACCUGCUGAAAAUUGUGAAAGUAAUGUUCUAAAUAAAUAAUUUCAAAAUGGAUGUGUUAGUUACGUUAUUCUACAUUCUGUUCUCAAUAUGUGUCGUCUAUCCGCCUACGGAGUUCGUGUCUGCCGGUUUCACUAUAGCUCAGCUGUUCGAGAAUUUCCUUGGAUCUGAGAAUAUGAACUUUAUUGGGUAUCAUAUGAAGAGGACGACUAUAACUGCGUUGAUUCACUCUGCUCUGCCUCUUGGGUACAUCUUCUGUCUGCUGUGUGCGGGGGAGCGCAACCCUUGGUUGCCUGCGGCGGCGGCUGCGACGGCCAUUAUUCCGUUGCUGAUGUGCUACAGGCUGUUGUGCUGGUGGGAGAACGACCAAGCGAAGCACCCUGUAGUUAAGGCUCUGAUUCCAUAUGUGACACCCGGUAGCGACUGGCGAGUUGUGGCUGCUCAUCUCAACAUUGAAUUCAGGAAUGUGGACAAAGUGUCCAUCCAGCUGAACGCUACGAGCAGGUUCGUGGCCAUGGAGACGUGGCUGAUCAAGCUGACACAGUACAGGCUUAACGUUGUCAAGCAAGACGACUGCACCCUUGUUGCUACUGCCACCGACAGCCACAACCUUACCCCAACCGGCGAAGACGAGAUCCAAUACGUCAACAUAGAGGCCAUACCCACCCGUGACGACAUCAAGCGCUUUACAUUCCGCAUCUCGACGACCGCUCUCCGUGACUUACAGCCCAGGCUCCAGCAACCAGUGAGGGUUCCUGACCACAUCUCGUUGAUGCCCACACUCAUUGAGCGAUUCGUUAACGUCUUCAAGCACUAUGUCGACCAGAAUCCUGUUUAUCUUGUUGAUCAGGAGCUAGAGUUGUGCAUCGGCUGCAUGCAGUACCCGGCGGACGUGAAGCUGAACCGUCGCUGCCAACCCCCGCCGGCGCACGUGCGGGGUGGACCGCGUCAGUGCCAGCAGUGCAAUUGCCGCGUGCUGUGGUGCUGCGCGUGCAUGGGCCGCUGGUGGGCGACGCGCGCGUCGGGCCCGCCGGCGCGCUGGCUGUCGGGGCGCGCCACGUGCCCCGUGUGCCGCGCCACGUUCUGCCUGCUGGACGUGUGCCCGGCGCGGCUGGCGGCGUCCUGAGGCCCGCGGCCGCGCGUGCUGCUGACGUUCACGGCCGUGGCCUACAGCCGCUAGCCGACACAGCGCGUGCGAACACACAGGUGCACUCAAUCGCAUUCCAAAAUAGAACACCUUGCUUUCUUAUUCGGACUUCUUUGUCAUUCUUUUUAGGGUUUCGUACCUAAAGGGUAUAGGACGUAGAUAAAUAUUUUCGGUGAUUCCCGUACCUCUAGUGUGUUUUUUACUCGAUAUUGAUAUUACCUAUCUAAAAAAAAAUACUUGAGGGAGCUUCUAAAGAUGGUACGGAAACCUUUGUCCGCGAGUUCGAUUAACACAUAGCCGAUUUUUUUGCUGACGUAAACCUAGUGGUUUGAAUUUAUGGCUCAGGCGAUUUUAGUUAUAUGAUGACGACUUAAAUGCCCAAGUAAUAGAAAGCACCUGUUUUAUUCAUGUAAUAAUCGAUUAAAAUAAUGUUUGCCAUGUAAAAAAUAGUAGUUGCACAAUUUAUGUAUGUACCUUUUUAUAUUAUUUUAAUUUCAAUUUUAUUGUUGACAGUGAAUUACUUGUUAUCUCGUUUAAGUUACAAAUUCAUAAUAAUUAUCGUUUUAUCCUUUGCAAUUUUUAUCGUUAAUGAAAUAUUUUCCAAAGAGUCUUGUAUUAACAUUAGAAUUGAUGUAAUCAAUCACUAUAAUGCAGUAUACCAUUGAUGUCUAUAAUCAUGAUUAUUAAUAUAAAGUGCAACUAAUCACUCAGUGUCGUAGAUAGUAGGAGAUAAUAUUUGAGGAAGGCUUGUCCGAUGUAAAUCUAAUGCAGAAUUUAAGACAAUAAUGUGUUUUCUUAGUGAAGUCUCUAAACUCGACUAAAGAAAUAGUUUAGACUGAUCGUGUGGGAUUUGGUCAUACAAGCCUGCUUCAAAUAUUAAUCUUGAAUGUAUUUUAAUAUAGCUGCAUAAUUUAUUAUACAAUUUUAAUGAACUUGGAACUGAAAAUGUGUAAUUUUAACUUUGAAUGUGUAGAUAUUGCUGUAAGUGGCGUAAAAAUCAUAGUAGUGUGAUAGUGAUGUGAAUAAUCGACUAAAAUCAAAUUUGAGUCGAUUUUGCACAUUAUUUAGUUAGGUUAAUUACAUUAUUGUGUAAUUUUACAGGUAUUUUAGUACCUUUAUGCAUUUUGGAAAUCAGGGGAUGUCUUGAUCUUUCUUCGACAUUUUACAUGUAGGAGUAUUAUAAUCACCUAAUUGUAAUCAAAUUAUAUUGGCAUAAUAACUGUCUAUUUAUGAAUGAUCUGAUAUUGUAUUCAAUUAAUCACAAAUACAAUUCUUAAUGUCAUGGUCAA
Molecule: messenger RNA, 2546 nt
Organism: Helicoverpa armigera (cotton bollworm)
Lineage: Eukaryota; Metazoa; Arthropoda; Insecta; Lepidoptera; Noctuidae
Product: E3 ubiquitin-protein ligase TM129
Exons: 5
Coding region: 160-1236 (358 amino acids)
Biological process (GO): protein ubiquitination
Cellular component (GO): endoplasmic reticulum; membrane
Molecular function (GO): ubiquitin protein ligase activity
Source: RefSeq, a predicted model, not a curated record